Molecule: messenger RNA, 3696 nt
Organism: Naegleria gruberi
Lineage: Eukaryota; Heterolobosea; Eutetramitea; Acrasida; Naegleriidae
Exons: 3
Coding region: 1-3696 (1231 amino acids)
Biological process (GO): RNA modification
Molecular function (GO): zinc ion binding; protein binding; RNA binding
Source: RefSeq, a predicted model, not a curated record
AUGAAUGUAUUUUUAUACACUCACUUUAUUAAUAAUUGUAUUUGGAAUGAUGAUUUGGAAAGAGCAUUAGCAAUUGUGUUGAAUAUGAAAGGCAAAGAUAUUGAACCAAACUAUGCAAUUUAUAUCCCACUUUUAAAAGCAGCCACUGUUAAGAAAAACAUUCAAGUUGGAAUGACACUUUACCAACUUGUAAAAAAGAGUAAUUUAGCAAGUCCUCAAUUAUCAACGACAAUUAUAUCAUUUGCAUUGAAAUUAAGAAAACCAGAGUUGGUAAUAGAAGAAAUUGAAUUAGUGAAACAACAAAAAUGGAUGACAAUCAUAACAUGGAAUAGUUUAAUUCAAGCAUAUAUUCAAGAGAACAAUAUUAAGAAAGCGAUUGAUGUUAUUCAUGAAAUGAAAGAUAAUGGUAUUUGUCCAGAUUCGGCAACUUUUAACAUUCUCAUAACAGCUUGUGCUAAUACCAAGUUAUUUGCAGAAGGAAAGUUGAUUCACAAAAUUACAACUAACACUUUGAAAGAUAAUUGCUCUGUUGAACUAUUGACAUCCAUUAUUAAUUUUUAUACAAAAUGUGGACAUCCAGAGAUUGCAAUCAACGAAUGUGAAAAGAUGAAAUCAAAGGGAUUAAUGAAUGUUGUUUCUUUUACAUGUCUAGUUGAAGCAUACAUUCAAAUAAAUGAAAUACAAAAAGCCAUCGACACAGUUACUGAAAUGAAACAAUUCAAGGUUACUCCAAACGCUACCACAUUCUCCAUUUUGCUUACCGCAUGCGCUAAGUUGAAAUUAUAUAAGGAGGGAAUAUUGAUUCACAAAAUUGCAAAUAAUACUUUGAGAGAUAAUAGCUCUCUUAAACUUUUGACAUCAAUUAUUAAUUUUUACACAAAAUAUAUCAAAAAGUAUUAUGGAUGGAAUUGUUUAAUUCAAGCAUAUAUUCAAAAUAAGGAAGUUCGACAGGCAAUUGAAAUAAUCACAGAAAUGCAAGAUUAUGGUGUUGAACCAAACUCUACCACUUUUAACAUUUUACUCACAGCGUGUGCUGAUUCAAAAUUGUUUGAAGAAGGAAAGGCAAUUCACAAACUUGCAACUGGCACCUUGAAAGAUUACUCUUCUGAACUUUUAGCAUCUAUUGUCAACUUUUACACAAAAUGUGGACAUCCAGAAACAGCCAUUAAGGAAUGUGAACAAUUGAAAUCGAAAGGAUUAAUGAACAAUAUUGUUUGGAAUUGUUUAAUUCAAGCAUAUAUUCAAAAUAAGGAAGUUCGACAGGCAAUUGAAGUAAUCACAGAAAUGCAAGAUUAUGGUAUUGAACCAAACUCUACCACUUUUAACAUUUUACUUAAAGCAUGUGCUGAUUCAAAAUUAUUUGAAGAAGGUAAAUUACUGCAUCAAGCAUCUGGUCAAGUGCUCAAUAAUCCUACAAUAGAGUUGAACAAUACUAUUGAUCAAUUUGAAAAGAUGAAAACCAAAGGAUUUGAGGCAAAUGUUAUUACUUGGACGUGUUUAAUUCAAGCACACGUUCAAAAUAAGGAAGUUCGACAGGCAAUUGAAGUAAUCACAGAAAUGCAAGAUUACGGUAUUGAACCAAACUCUACCACUUUUAACAUUUUACUCACAGCGUGUGCUGAUUCAAAAUUAUUUGAAGAAGGUAAAUUGAUUCACGAACAAGCAAUAGAAAAUGUUAAAGAUUGCUCUACUGAACUUUUGACAUCAAUUAUUAAUUUUUACACAAAAUGUGGACAUCCAGAAACUGCCAUAAAGGAAUGUGAAAAAUUGAAAUUGAAGGGAUUAAUGAACAAUGUUGCUGUUUGGAAUUGUUUAAUUCAAGCACAUAUUCAAAACAAUGAGGUCCAAAAGGCAAUUGAAAUAAUCACAGAAAUGCAACAAUUUGGAUUGAACCCUGAUUCUACAACCUAUACUAUUAUACUUAAGGCAUGUACUGAUUCAAACUUGUUUGAAGAAGGGAAGUUUAUUCAUGAACAAGCAAUAGAAAAUGUUAAAGAUUGCUCUACUGAACUUUUGACAUCAAUUAUUAGUUUUUAUACAAAAUGUGGACAUCCAGAGGUGUCAAUUGGAGAAUGUGAAAAAUUACAAUCGAAGGGAUUAAUGAACAACAUUGCUGUUUGGAAUUGUUUAAUUCAAGCACAUAUUCAAAAUAACGAAGUUCAAAAAUCAAUUAAAAUAAUCACAGAAAUGCAAGAUUAUGGUAUUGAACCAAACUCUACCACUUUUAACAUUUUACUCACAGCGUGUGCUGAUUCAAAAUUAUUUGAAGAAGGAAAGGCAAUCCACAAACUUGCAACUGGCACCUUGAAAGAUUACUCUGCUGAACUUUUAGCAUCUAUUGUCAACUUUUACACAAAAUGUGGACAUCCAGAGGUUUCAAUUGAGGAAUGUGAACAAUUGAAAUCAAAGGGAUUAAUGAACAAUGUUGCUAUUUGGAAUUGUUUAAUUCAAGCACAUAUUCAAAAUACAACAAAUACCCAAAACCCAUCUACAAUAGAAUAUGGACUGAACAAAGCAAUGGUGGUUUUUAAUGAGAUGAAGGAACAUAUUGAACCCGAUAAGAUAACCUACCUCAUAUUGUUGGCUGGAUGUGGAGAAUAUGUUGCGAGAAAGAUGGGACUGGAUAUUAUUGAUGAACUCAAACUAAAAGGAAUGGAUGUUCAUGAGGAGAUAGUCAGUGUUAUGAUCUACUUUUAUUCAAGAAUUGCUUAUCAAUCAACUGCACAACAACUAUUUGAAAAGCUUGUCGAAGAAUCAGCCCAAAAACGUCUAUCCAUCAUAACAUAUAAUAACAUGUUGUCAUGUUACGCUCAACAUGGAAAAGGAACACAAGCCAUGAAUUUAUUUAAUGAAAUGGUUGAUAAGAACGUUGAAAUGAACGAGCAAACAUUCACAAUCAUGCUGAACACAUUUUCACAUUGUGGAAUGAUUGAUGAGGCGAAUCAACUUUAUGGAGAAAUGAAGACAAAAUACAACCAUAAUCCAUCAGUAAUUGUAGACUGUGUAAUGGUUGAUGUCUUUGCCCGUUCAGGAAGAUUUCAUGAGGCAGAAAAAAUAAUUAACGAAAGAAUGAAUUAUUCUUUGUGGAGUGCUCUACUGGCAGGAUGUAGAAAGUUCAAUAAUGUUGAGCUUGGUGAAAAGGUUUUUAAAAUAUUGCUUAGUAUUGAUGAAAAAAAAGCUCCACCAUAUAUAUUAUUAUCGAACAUUUAUACUUAUUAUGGGUUGAAUGAAAAAGCUGACAAUAUAAGACAAUUAAUGAUUGAAAAUGGAAUUAAAAAGAUACCAGGAAUUGUGUAUCAGGAAGAAGAUGGUAAAUCAUACCAAUUUGUUUCUGGAUCAAAAAAAUAUGAAAGAUUUAAGGAAAUUGAGAAAAUGAGAGAGGAGAUUUACAGAAAAAUAAUCCAAGCUGGUUUUGAGCCAGAUACUAGAUGGGUAACUAACUCAAAAUUAUUAACUGAAGAAGAAAAAUUAGAUUCACUUUGUAGACAUGCUGAGAAGACAGCAACAGCUCAUGCAUUUGUUUUGAAUCCAAAGAGAAAAUCAAUUAUUUUAGCGGCAAAUCUUCGUGUUUGCAAUGAUUGUCAUACUGCCACAGAAUUCAUUUCAAAAGUGAUGGAUGUUGAAAUAAUUAUUAGAGAUGCAAAUAGAUAUCACCAUUUUAAAGAUGGUAAAUGUAGUUGUGACGGAUAUUGGUAA